This is a messenger RNA of Trichoplusia ni (cabbage looper), 2418 nucleotides long. RefSeq lists its product as uncharacterized. The record is from RefSeq and is a predicted model, not a curated record. Lineage: Eukaryota; Metazoa; Arthropoda; Insecta; Lepidoptera; Noctuidae.
GAAAAAACAAUGAAUCGUGGACGGUUUCUAGUAAAUAUGGUAGAAGAACAGGACAAAGAAAAUGUGACUCCUAGUCCAAUCAAUUUUACACCACAAAUCCUGGAAGAUGACUUAAAGAUGUCAUCAAGUGAUGAACUCUCAUCUAAGAAAAAAUAUUAUAUUUCACCAAUCCGGAGCGAUGAAAGUGAUAUUGAUGACUCCAAUGAGGAUCCCAAUUUCCUAUUGCUCAAAAAAAAUAAACUCCCACCUAAAGUCGUACCUCCAUCAUCAUCGAGUUCUUCCAGCAGCAGCAGCAGCAGCAGCUCGAGUUCAUCGAAUGAUAGUAGUUCCUCAGAUAACGAAGGUGAGCAAGCAGACUCUCGAAAUGCCAAUGUGUCUGAUAAUACUACCCAAAAUCAAAAGAGCAGAAAGAGAGUACGCAAGCCAGCAAAGUGGAAGUCGACGGUGGCAAAACAGCUCAGAAAUUCUGGAAAAGCCUACCAGUCUUUGUCCAAAUUCAAGAAACUAGUCAGGGAAAGAAAACUUGGACCACCUUGCGGCGAAAAAUGUCGGCUUAAAUGCCACGAAAAGAUGGACGAACUAUCAAGGCAACAGGUCUUUGAUGCAUUUUGGGGACUCAGCAAUCUUGAAAGGCAAAGAGAAUUUAUAGUACGGCACUCGCAAAAAAUAAAGCCUAAAUAUCGUUAUUCAAGUACACAAAAUUUUAGGGCCCUUAAUACUGCGUUUCAUUUUGACGUUAAUGGAUCCAAAAUAAGAGUAUGCAAGCCAUUCUUCAAAUCCACUCUUGACUAUAAAGCGAUAAAAACAGCACUUUCCAAAAAAACAGAAGGAGUUAUUCAAGCCGAUUUUAGAGGAAAACAUGACCAUCACCCAACUAUUGACCCACAAAUUAGACAGAGCGUUAUAGAUUUUAUAAAUUCUAUUCCUAGAAUUGAAUCUCACUACUUGAGGGAAACUACGAGAGAAUUUAUUUCAAGUGAUAAAUCACUAGCAGAUAUUUACAGGGACUAUAAAUGACUUCGUGAAAGGGAUGAAUUACCCAUAGCACGUCUUCUACGUUCAACAGAAUAUUCAACACCGAAUUCAACAUUUCAUUCUUCGUACCGAAAAAAGAUCAAUGUGAUCUGUGCGAAAGAUAUAAGAACUCAGAUGAAGAAGAAAAGCGCAAGUUAAUUCAGGAAUAUGAACUGCAUCUAAAGGAAAAGACUUUAGCAAGAACUGAAAAAGAAAAUGACAAGAAUAGGAAAGAUGGUACAAUCGUAGCAGUUUACGACUUACAAGCCGUAUUGCAGAUUCCAAAGGGACAAAUAUCUCUAUUCUUCUAUAAAUCUAGGAUCAACUGCCUCAAUUUUACUAUCAGCGAUUUAAGGGCACAAGAUGUCAUUUGCUACUUUUGGGAUGAAACAGAAGGAAAAAGAGGAGCUGUUGAAAUAGGAAGCUGCAUACUUGACUACAUUAAAUCACAGGUAGACCAAAAUCCCAACAAAGAAAUUGACGUCAUUUUUUAUUCGGACAAUUGUGGUGGUCAGCAAAAAAAUUAGUUUCUGCUAUCUGCCUAUGCCUAUGCUGUCAACAAGUUACCAGUUAAAUCUAUUACCCACAAGUUUUUGAUACGGGGACAUUCACAGAAUGAAGGGGAUAACGUUCACAGCUUAAUUGAGAAACAGAUUAAGAGAUAUUUACAAUCUGGUCCAAUCUACAUACCAGAACAAUAUAAAACUUUGAUCGUUACAGCAAAAAAGACGGGAAAACCUUACAAAGUUGUAGAAAUGUCUCAUAGUAAGUUUUAUGACGUCAAAGCAUUGCAAGAAUCGUGGGGCAAUAAUUUCAAUAUUGACGAGGAAAAAAACCAAAUUAAGUGGCAUGACAUCAAGAUACUCAAAGUUGAAAAAGGACACCCUGAAUCCUUUUUCUACAAAACAUCAUUUGGCAAAGAAACUUAUAAAAAAGCUUGUGUGCGAAAGAGGAAUCUCCGUACAAGGGGAACCGUCAUAGAUCAAUCGUUAUUUUCAGUUGGCCUCACACAGGCAUACAAUGAAAAAAUUGCAUUGUCGGAUGCUGAAAAAAGAGACAUACAAGAAUUAAUUGAUAAGAACGUUAUUCCGAAAUCUUAUUACGAUAUUUAUUAUAAAGACAUUCUAAGCGAUAGUAAUAAUUACUUGCAAUAUUGUUAUUAACUAUAUACAUUCUAAACAAGCUCAUUAGAUUACAAAACAAAUUACCAAAGUUGUUCAUUAGUCAAUGUACUAUUUAAAAGUAUGUCAUUUAAAAAAAAAGAUCUCUAAGUGCCAUUAUUAGUAUGUACUUAUUAUUCAUAAGUUUAAAGUUAUUAUUUCUCAGACUGAUACCUACUAAGAAUAAAUAGAGAUACCUAGUUUAUAUUAAAUUAUUAUAAGCCAAAAUAAUGUGAUUUUUUUA